UUGUAUGGUUUGAUUGCCACAUGCUUUCAUCUUCCUAUUGGGAUUUUUAAGAGCUGGAUGAUGGGAUAUGAAGAGAAUUGCUAGACCUGCGCCUUUACCUUCAGAAAUACUUCCAAAGUCAGAGUGGGAAGGAGGUCACAGCUGCUUCUUCCACUUGACUCCUAACAGUACAGCAAGAUGGAACUUUUCUUCACAAUUUUUCUGGUUGUUUUGGCUGUCCUUGUGGCAAUGUCUUUCUAUUAUGAACACCCCAAGGCAAAAAUCCCGCCUGGAAUGAGUCAGUACAAAAAGCUUUACCUUUUUCAUUAUAUCAUGAACUUCGGGUUUGGUCUGGCAACAUUACUGGAAAAAAUUGGUAUCACUUCAGAAGUCCACUUCCUCAGGAUUAUGAUGGAUGGAAUACCGCCACCAAAAGAUAAACAUCUUUUUAUCAAAGACUUAAGAUUUGAGAAGGUUAAAGUAAGAAUAUACCAGCCAAAAAUGUCAACCAGUGGACAAAGAAGAGGAAUCCUUUAUUUUCAUGGCGGAGUUGGACGGUUAGGAAGCAUUCAGGCCUAUGAAAGAGUAUGCCGCUACUUUGCUAGGAAAACCAACUCAGUGGUUGUGUCUGUUGGGUAUCGCUUAGCUCCUGAGUACCCAUAUCCAACCCAAUUUGAGGACUGUCUCACUGCCACCAUACACUUUAUGAGGACAGCACGAGAUUAUGGAGUAGACCCUUCUCGCAUUAUUGUCUGUGGAGACAGUAGUGGAGGUGCACUCACUGCUGCUGUUGCCCAAGCACUGGUAAACAGAAGAGAUGUCCCAAAGCUGAGAGCACAAAUCCUUAUAUAUCCUUUUCUCCAGGGUGUAGACUUUAAUUUGCCUUCCUAUCAGCAGAAUGAGGGCAUUCCCGUUUUGUUAAAGGAACGAACCGUCUCUCUUGGUUUGAAGUAUGUCAACGCAGACUUGUCUGCCGUAAAAAAUGUGCUUCAAGGUUGUCAUGUUUCAGAAGAAUUGAGACUAAAGUAUCAGAAAUGGCUGAGUCCUGAUAACAUCCCUCACGAGUUUAAAACAAGAGGCUAUACACCAAGUACAGAACAACCAUUCUCAGAAGAAACCUAUAAAUUGGUCAAGACUCUUCUUGAUCCUGUUUUUUCACCACUGCUAUCUGAAGACAGCGUUAUUGCUCAGCUUCCUGAGGCUUUCAUUCUGACCUGCGAAUAUGAUGUACUUAGAGAUGAUGGACUGCUGUACAAGAAACGAUUAGAGGAUCAGGGUGUAAAAGUGACCUUGUGCCAUCUGCAAGAGGGAUUCCAUGGAACAAUAUUCUUAGCAGUUUAUGGUAAGAUAGCAUCAUUCCGAUCUGGCCUCAAAGGCCUGGAAAAGAUAACAAAAUUUCUAAGGUUGAUGUAAAACUCAACCUGAUUCUUUCAUUCCCUUUCCUGAUUCCUAUUGCUCAUUGCUUGCAAAGAUUUUUCAGAAACACCUUCAUUUUCCUUUUCUUAAACCAUCUCUUGAAAUUUCAGCAUUUGAUUUAUUGUCUUUUUUAUCCAAGAAAUUGAUUUUGUGAUGGCUUUCUCUUCAUUUUUACUUACGGUAUGCAAAAUCAGAUGAAUUUACCUUUCUUCUACCAUCUCCUUCAAAGUUUUCUGUUGUACACAUAAAAGAUCUGCCCCCCCCCCCA
Molecule: messenger RNA, 1663 nt
Organism: Anas platyrhynchos (mallard)
Lineage: Eukaryota; Metazoa; Chordata; Aves; Anseriformes; Anatidae
Product: arylacetamide deacetylase-like 4
Cellular component (GO): membrane
Molecular function (GO): carboxylic ester hydrolase activity
Source: RefSeq, a predicted model, not a curated record